Diceros bicornis minor is the source of this 1449-nucleotide messenger RNA. It is a transcript of the gene WDR88, whose product is annotated as WD repeat domain 88. Bases 1 to 1449 code for a protein of 482 amino acids. The transcript is spliced from 11 exons. Gene Ontology annotation, molecular function: protein binding. The record is from RefSeq and is a predicted model, not a curated record. NCBI's taxonomy places the organism in Eukaryota, Metazoa, Chordata, Mammalia, Perissodactyla, Rhinocerotidae.
AUGGCCUCCCAGCCGCCGUGCGCCCCCAACUCCCCAGACGCCGCGGACGAGGACGGGAAGACAGCGCCCCAGUGCAGCCUGCCGCCGCCCUUGGUCCCCGCCGGCGACGGCGCGCAUUGGCCCCGCAGGCUGUCUUUGAUGGCCCUGGCCAAAGCCUAUGGCCGCUUCAAGCUGCCCAUCUUGGAGACGCGCCGAGACCGGCGGCUGGCCCCCGUCGACCCCCUGGCCGUAGCCACGGACUCGCCACCGCCCGAGGAGCACCUGAUGCCCGAGAAGACGUUCUGGGGCGACCAGGAGCCCCUGUCCAAGAUCCCGUUUAAAAUUCUGAGGGAACACCAGCACACUGUGAGCUCCUGUCACUUCUGUGCGGAUGACACGAAGCUCCUCAGUGGCUCCUAUGACUGCACCGUGAAGCUGUGGGACGCUGUGGACGGAUCCGUUGUGCGGGAUUUCAAGCCCAGGCCCGGAGCUCCCGUGCUAGAGUGCAGCGUCACGGCCGACAGCAGAAGAAUUAUUGCAGCAUCCUAUGACAAAACAGUGAGGGCUUGGGACCUUGAAACAGGCGAGCUGCUGUGGAAGAUCAGCCAUGAAACCUUGGUGAUCUCCUGUAAGUUUUCCCCUGACGGCAAAUAUGUGGUCUCAGGCUUGGAUGUGGAUUGCGGAAUCUGUAUAACAGAUGUGGAAAGUGCCACCACCGUGUCACACAUCAAAGACCAUCACGAAAGGUCAGUCACCGCAUGCUGCUUCGACCCUGACAGCCAGAAGGUGGCUUCCGUCUCGAUGGACAAGAGCAUUAAGAUCUGGGAUGUUACAUCCCAGGCCACGCUGCUCACCAUCACCAAGGCACAUUCCAGUGCAAUCUCCAACUGCUGUUUUACCUUCAGUGGCCAUUUCCUGUGCACAAGCUCCUGGGAUAAAACCUUAAAAAUAUGGAACGUCCAUACAGGGGAGUUUCGGAACUGUGGAGCCUGUGUAACUCUGAUGCAGGGCCACGAAGGUUCCGUGAGCUCCUGCCACUUUGCCAGAGACACCUCCCUUCUCGUGUCUGGAGGGUUCGACAGGACUGUGGCUAUUUGGGAUGUAGGAGAAGGUUACCGGAAGCUCUCCUUGAAGGGCCAUAAUGACUGGGUGAUGGAUGUUGCCAUUAGCAACAACAAGAAAUGGAUCCUGUCUGCUUCAAAGGAUAGGAGCAUGAGACUAUGGAAUAUUGAAGAAAUUGACGAAAUUCCGUUGGUAAUCGAGUACAAAAAGGCCCUGGGCUUAAGGGUGAAACAGUGUGAAGGAUGUGACAGGCCUUUCUCCAUCUACGAAAGUGACAUCUUUUCUGAAACAGUCACCAAAUGUGUGUUCUGCCGGAUGGAUGCAAACGACUCAGCAGAAGGCUCAUCAUCGUCAUCGGAAAGGGAGGACUCACCGUCAAGAGGGGGCAGCCUGGACAAGGAUGACUGA